CUGUUUCCAUCUUUAGUGUUUUGUUGUGUUUCUUUAUCUCCGAAUUUCUCCCUGCGUUUUAAGAAGAUAAAGGCUUAAUUAAACCCGCAUGUGGGACCCCGCAUGGACCCAACGGAACCCCGCCCACAUAUAGAAACAAAAUGUCAAUUUUCAAAGCACGAGUCAAGGAAUUUGAGGAUGUUUUGUCUCCGCCACAGGAUGUGAUUGACCUUAAAGAACUCAGAAGACUGGCUUUUAGUGGUGUGCCCGAUGUUCAGAGUUUUCGAGCUCUCAGCUGGAAAAUUCUGUUGGGCUAUUUGGGACCCAGGCGCAGCAGUUGGACAUCAACUUUGGCUCAGAAGCGAGCUCUGUAUAAGCAAUUCAUAGAAGAGCUAGUCCUGCCACCUGGACACUCGAUAAACGGAGACGAAGCCGCCGGAGGAGAUGGGGACAAAGUCGAUUCGGGGGGCGUUGGCCUGCAAGAUCAUCCGCUGAGCGAGGGACCCGAAAGUGCGUGGAACACCUUUUUCAACGACAACGAGUUCCUACUGCAGAUCGACAAGGAUGUGCGACGCCUGUGUCCCGACAUAUCCUUCUUCCAGCAGCCCACCGAGUAUCCCUGCGAGAUUGUGGUCCACAGCAAAGGGGAACACGGACGACGGCUUCACGAACGGGUGGUUCCCGCCGUGCUCAGCUCAGCUAAUGUGGAACGCAAGGGCCUGGGCAUGACCAAGCAGCAAAUAAAUCUCAUCACUAAGCGCUCUGUGGAGAACUAUGCGGCCAUGGAGGAGGGUCAGGAGGCCCAUUGGGAGGUUGUGCAACGCAUUUUGUUCAUCUACGCCAAACUGAAUCCCGGCCAGGGAUAUGUCCAGGGCAUGAAUGAGAUCGUGGGACCCAUCUACUACGUAAUGGCCUCCGAUCCGGAUCUCUCGUAUCGCGCUCACGCCGAAGCUGAUUGCUUCUUCUGUUUCACCGCCUUGAUGAGUGAGAUUCGUGACUUUUUCAUCAAAACCCUGGACGAUGCGGAAGGUGGCAUCAAGUUUAUGAUGGCCAGACUAUCGAAUAUGCUAAAAUCCAAGGACCUGAACAUAUACGAGCUGCUGAAGAGCCAGGAACUGCAUCCGCAGUACUACAGCUUCAGGUGGCUCACUCUGCUCCUCUCGCAGGAGUUUCCACUGCCGGAUGUUCUGCGUAUUUGGGAUUCCGUGUUUGCGGACGAGCAGCGCUUCGAUUUUCUCAUUAAAAUAUGCUGUUCAAUGAUAUUAAUCCAAAGGGAAGCCAUUUUGGAGAACGACUUUGCCUCGAAUGUUAAACUGUUACAGAACUAUCCCCCAAUCGAUAUUAACGUUGUGAUUACUCAUGCCAGAUCGCUGGCGUAGCAGACUUCUAAGAGAAUACAUCCAAAUGCCCAAAUGCUUGCAAAGCCCCCUAAAGUUUGUCGGUUAUCAGUACCAAGCAAUCAACUACAUUCUAUUUAGCUCCAAUCUUUGAAACGCACCUUUACAGGAAAUCCAAUAAGUAUACACCUAUUGUUACUUUUUUAUAUGACUUAUAAUUUGUACGUCAUUAAUAAACGAAAUAAUUUUAA
Messenger RNA from Drosophila ficusphila, 1567 nucleotides. RefSeq names its product TBC1 domain family member 13. The record is from RefSeq and is a predicted model, not a curated record. NCBI's taxonomy places the organism in Eukaryota, Metazoa, Arthropoda, Insecta, Diptera, Drosophilidae. Gene Ontology annotation, molecular function: GTPase activator activity. The coding region runs from base 141 to 1358 and encodes 405 amino acids. Gene Ontology annotation, biological process: activation of GTPase activity; intracellular protein transport. The transcript has 6 exons.